Molecule: messenger RNA, 1595 nt
Organism: Phyllostomus discolor (pale spear-nosed bat)
Lineage: Eukaryota; Metazoa; Chordata; Mammalia; Chiroptera; Phyllostomidae
Gene: DNAJC30
Product: DnaJ heat shock protein family (Hsp40) member C30
Exons: 1
Coding region: 29-703 (224 amino acids)
Source: RefSeq, a predicted model, not a curated record
UUUGCACCGCCCUCCAGAUUCAUUCAAGAUGGCAGCCAAGCUCGAGCUGAGGUGGCCACGGCUGUUAAUGUGGAACCUGUGGCUGGUUCGGGGGCCUCCACAAAACCGGGUGUCGCGCCUGGGCCUAGAAACGAGGGCUUAUUCACGGAGCGACGGCCCGUACUCGCGUACGGCACUGUAUGAGCUGCUCGGCGUUCCCUCCACGGCCACGCAGGCGCAAAUCAAGGCCGCCUACUACCGGCAAAGCUUCCUCUACCACCCGGACCGCAACUCGGGGAGCCCUGAGGCUGCCGAACGCUUUACGCGCAUCUCCGAGGCAUACGUGGUGCUGGGCAGUCCCAACCUGCGCCGCAAGUAUGACCGCGGCCUCCUCAGCGACGCGGAUCUGCGCGGACCUGGCGUCCGGCCUUCCAAAGCUCCCUCAGCGGACUCUGGCUCGCCCCGCACCCCGCCGCCUCGUCCCUACAGCGGUGGUAAGGCAGCGUCGGGCGCCGACCGCACUAUGUUCGACUUUGACGCCUUCUACCAGGCACACUACGGAGAACAGCUGGAGCGCGAACGCCGCCUCAGGGCCCGGCGUGAGGCCUUACGCAAGCAGCAGGAGGAUCGGGCUAAGAAGGGCUUCCGUUGGGACGAGACCCGAGACACGACUUUAGUCUUGCUUUUCCUUACAAUCUUCAUCAUCAUGGGCUUUCGUUUUUAAUCGGAGAGAGAGGGGAAGGGGAGCACCCCCCAGCCAGACCCCAGAAAAUGGCCUUUCCUGUCUUGAACCCUUCGCCUUCCAUAGUCUACCUCUGCUGGGGUCCGAAGGAAUCGCUCUCUCCUCCUCUUCCCCACCCUCCCAGCUUAGCCAUUGACCUGCACAUCCCUCCCCCUGCAGUCCAGAAAAGGAGACUUUUUGAUGCCCAAGAAGGAGGCCCCAAAAUGAAGAGCCCUGAAGGCCCGAUAGUGAAGGGUUUUCUGGAGUCCCUUGGGUGCCUGUUUCCAGAAGUUGCCUUCUGAUGUUGUCAACUUCUGGAACACUUGCUCUGGCUUUUUUGUAGAGCUCUGAGAAAGAAUUGUGUGCUCCUGCCCCCAUAUUUGUACUGGGGGUCUCUGUAACCUUGAAACGUGCAAUGUGACCAAUUGUUGGCUGCCAAAAGAAAAAUUCUGGGGUUGUACAACCUUGUCUUUCUUGUGAGUUCCCCAAGCCACAGGUGAGACCUGAUGUAGGUUAAAAAUAUGAUGUGUAGAAACCUUGCUAUUCUAUGGUCAGUCCCAAACCCCACUCCCCCUUCUGUUGGUGGCAUGAGGGAGUGGGAAAGCAAGGUCAUCUAGCAUAAGGAAUGAAUGUUCCUGUGCCCAUGGUUAUCUAACAUAUGACCUUGGAGAAGUUACUCUGGGCAUAACAGCAGAGAGCAAGUCAUUUGCUUUCCUGAAGUCUGUUACACUUUAUUAUCUAUAGGUCUAAUGGGCUCAGUGGUUAAAACAUGCUAGUAGAGUCAAGUUUAUCCUUGGACCAGUGUGCCUGUCUCCUGGUCAUCCCUGUACAAGCGAGCCCUAUGGCUAAGGAUGCAUCCCAAACCUCCUAGAAAUAGAGCUCCUCUGUGUAGCCC